Fusarium keratoplasticum is the source of this 777-nucleotide messenger RNA. RefSeq lists its product as uncharacterized. The coding region runs from base 1 to 777 and encodes 258 amino acids. Gene Ontology annotation, cellular component: nucleus. Gene Ontology annotation, biological process: regulation of DNA-templated transcription. NCBI's taxonomy places the organism in Eukaryota, Fungi, Ascomycota, Sordariomycetes, Hypocreales, Nectriaceae. The record is from RefSeq and is a predicted model, not a curated record. The transcript is spliced from 3 exons.
AUGGCAGGUCUUGUAGGAUAUGCAAGCAGUGAUGAAGACGAUGAGAUUGAACAGGUAGAGAAGCCUGUAUCGGAACAAAAGGCACCUGUGACAAUCGCAGUCGCGACCGAGCCGAGGAACCAGGAAAAGGAACACGCGACUUCCUCUACUAAUUUACCAGAACCCGCACCUGUAUCUCAAAGCAACGAGCCUGUUGCUAUCGGCCCAGUUCAGCAGAAUGCUGUUCCCCUAGGACCAUCACUUCCACCUAUGGAAGAAGCUGUGAUCGACGACCAAGACCCUGCGCAAAGGCCCUCUUCACCAUACUCAGCAAAUCGUGCCCUUUUGCGCGAUCUCACACUUCCUUCGGCACCCAACUUGGACAUCCCGCCAUCACCGCCUGGCUCACCGCCGCCAGGGGCCAACAAGAAGUUCGAACAGUUUCUUGAGCUCAAGAAGAAAGGAACUCACUUCAACGCGAAGCUGGAGCAGUCAUCAGCCCUGAAGAACCCCAGUCUGAUGGACAAGUUGAUGAAAUUUGUCGACGUCGAUGAGCGGGGCCAGUAUUCGACUACCAUCAGCACUGAACUAUGGGACCCCAGUGCCUUUCCUGAAUGGGCGUUCAAGGACAAGCUGCGAAAAAGCCGCGAGAAGCUCGCAAAAGAGAAAGAGGCCGAAAAGACGAGCGGUGGCAGGACCGCCAUCGACUUUGUUCCAUCUACAAACGCACCGAGCGACAAUUCAGCAGUGACGGGUGGACUUUCUCGAGGCGAGAAGCGGAAAGGUGGUUGGAAAUAG